Molecule: messenger RNA, 464 nt
Organism: Aspergillus glaucus CBS 516.65
Lineage: Eukaryota; Fungi; Ascomycota; Eurotiomycetes; Eurotiales; Aspergillaceae
Exons: 2
Coding region: 87-269 (60 amino acids)
Source: RefSeq, a predicted model, not a curated record
UGUGGAGGAGUUAGGAUAUGGCAUACUAAGGAUGAGGUAAAUGAUCCUACCUGCAUUCAACGCCGCUGGAAAGGAAACUCUGAUUUAUGGUAUGGGCUAGCUUUUCUUGUGAUAAGAAAGGCCCUAUUCAUAUCUGGUCUCCGGAGACUGCUCAGCAGAAGCGGCAAGCUACCAAGGAGAUUGAGAAGUUGAACAGAGAGUUAGAGCCAAUCUACAAGCAAGAGUGGGAGCUCAGUAUCGGUCUGUCAAGAAUGAGGCUUAGACUUUAGGGUAAUGUGCCUGGCCGUGAACCAGUCUGGCAUUGGAAUAAAAAGAAUGGCCGUUUAGAGCGUAACUCUAAAGGGGGAAUAGAUUGGUACCGGUAUAAUAAAGAAGUCCUAGUUCCAAAGCUGAUUCCCUUUGCUAAAGAAUGCAUGAUUGAGCGUCCAAAAACUUCAGUUUUAGAGGCUAAGAGGAUGGAGCAC